This is a messenger RNA of Lodderomyces pseudojiufengensis, 2550 nucleotides long. RefSeq names its product protein serine/threonine kinase activating protein (gene DBF4). Lineage: Eukaryota; Fungi; Ascomycota; Pichiomycetes; Serinales; Debaryomycetaceae. Gene Ontology annotation, molecular function: nucleic acid binding; protein serine/threonine kinase activator activity; zinc ion binding. Gene Ontology annotation, biological process: positive regulation of nuclear cell cycle DNA replication; regulation of cell cycle phase transition. The record is from RefSeq and is a predicted model, not a curated record. Gene Ontology annotation, cellular component: Dbf4-dependent protein kinase complex; nucleus. Bases 1 to 2550 code for a protein of 849 amino acids. The transcript has a single exon.
AUGGAUGAAUCUAAUGAAUUCUCAACCAAUUCAGUCAAAUCUAGUAACCCAACAGUAUUCAAAAAGAAAUUCACAUCACUUUUAAGACCAAGACAACCUUUAAAAGAAACAAAUUCUAAUUUACCAAUUUUACCUGGGAAACAAAAUCAUAGAAGAUCAUCUACAACUUCACCAAAGUAUAAAAUAUAUAAACGAACUACACCUAAUAAAGAAUCACAAUCUACUGAAGAGAAUGUUUCAUCUGUCGAAAAACCAUUUGGAAGAUCAAAAACUGAAAAUUUUACAUCUCAAGGAAAAAAUACACGAGAAAGUCCUUUAAAGAAUUUAGUUUAUUCAGCUUCUGAUGAUCAAAAGGAUAAAAAUGUUGAGAUUAAAACUCCUACGAAAGAAGCAAAUACUAUAGAGACGACGACUAAAAAAAGAGAAAGAGAAUCAGAAGGUCAAACUGGUCAUCUACGAGAAAGUCUAAGUGCUUGUUUAAAAAAACGUAAACUUCAUGAUGUUAUGACAAAACAAGACUUUACCGAAUUAAAAAAUUCAUUUUCAAGAAGUAUUGAAAAAGUUUUAGAAGAAAGACAACGAUCUUCAAGAAGUAAUUCACCAAGUUCUAAAAUUAAUUCACCUAGAUUUAAUACAGUGCAAGUUUUGAAAACUAAUGAUGAAGAAAAUAAUCUUUCUGAUCAAAAGGAACUGGAUAAAGAAGAAUCUAUAAUUACAAAUCCAUUUUAUGAUCCAAAACCUAUAACUAAAAAGAGAGAAGUAAUAGUAAUAGAUGACGAGGAUAAUGACUUGGAAACAGGAAGUAAGGAUAAAGUUGAUAAAUCAUCACUUAAACCAUCCCGAUUGAUUAAACUCAGACCAUCUCCAUUGAUUGAACGCAAACCAUCCCCAUUAAUCGAGUUAGAAAAAGAAAUUCAACAGCAAAGGGCACUGAUGGGAAAACAAGUCAGUCUAAAUGACGGCAAGCCAAGACCGUUCUUGAGUUCAUUGUUAAAAUCAAAAAAAGUCUCUGAAUCCGAAAAUCAAAAACAUGUUCCAAAAGCUAGUCUUGGGUCUCCAAUUGAAAUCCAACAACGUCCAUCUAUAGCUCAAAACAAACCUUUACAGCCGUUAGAUUUGAACACAAAUUUGCAUAAUAGACAGGACUUGCAAAAUGAUAAAAUUAAAAAACAAAAAUUAAACCAUCAACAAGAUCAUCAAUUACAAAAGCAAGAAGAAGAAAGAUCAAGAAAAUAUCUCCAUGCUCAACAACAACAACAACAGCAACAACAACAGCAACAACAACAACAACAACAACAGCAACAACAACAACAACAGCAACAACAACAACAACAGCAAAGAGGAAAUACUAGACUAAUUGGAGAAGAAUUACUGCAAUGGCAACAAUCUUGGAGAAAAAUAAUGAAAGAAUCAAUAGUAUUUUUUGAAGGUUCACAUGAUGUACAACUGAUGGAAUAUAAAAAGGCAAUAAAAUAUUUAAAAUAUGUUGGAUGUGAAAUUGCUCCAUUUUAUAAAACUGAUGUAACUAUAUUAAUAUCAAAAAGAUCAUAUGAUGAUAAAUUUACAUAUCCUAAUAAUGAUAUUUUUUCAAAUGUUUCAAGAUUUAAAACAAAAGUAUGGAGUUAUGAAAAAUUAUUUAGAUUUAUGAAAAAUUUAGGUUUAAGUAAUAAUGUUGAUGAAUCAAUUAAUAAACAUAAUAAUAUUUUACAACCAACAAAUACAAAUACAAAUUUAUAUAAUCUUUUAAAAGAAGAAAAAUUAUAUGGUUCAACUGAUAGAGAUCCAACUGCAAAAAGAGAUGAUUUUCAUUAUUUUGGUAAAAAUUAUUUAUAUGUUUAUGAUUUAACUCAAGUUGUUAGACCAAUAGCCAUAAGAGAAUGGAAUAAUGAAUAUCCUAUUUUAAAUUAUUCAUUAGAUGGAAAAUGUCCAUUUAUAUUUGAUCCAUCAGAUCAAAAUCUGGAAAAGAAAAAAUUAAAAAGAUUAAAAAAAUUUGAAGCUUCAAAAUCUCAUCGUCAAGCCUUGAGAGUUGCAACUGAAAAAGUUAUAAAUGGAAUUUCAUUAUCACCUAAUGAUUUUACUGAAACAAGUACUAGUACAGAUAAAGUUGAAGAUUCUUCAAAUAAUAAUGAAGAAGAAAUUGAAUUUGAAUUUAGACAACCACUAAUUAGAAAUUCAUCAAAUAUUCAAUCAAAACAAGUAGAUACAAUGGCUUCUGGAUUUAAUGGAGCUUCAAAUGCUUUACAAUUUUCAAUGGAUUCAAGUUUAAAUAGUACUGCAUAUGCAGCAGGUAAUGGAUUAGGACCAUCAAUAUCUCAUGUUACUUCUAAAAAUUUAAAUAAUUUAAAAAGAAGAAUAUUUAUGAAAAGAAAAACAACAGAAAUUAUAAGAAAAGAUAAAGAAUCAACUCCAGGUUAUUGUGAAAAUUGUCGUUGUAAAUAUGAUUGUUUUGAAGAACAUAUUUAUAGUAAUAGACAUAGAAAUUUUGCUUGUGAUGAUAGAAAUUUUCAAGAUAUUGAUGAAUUAAUUUCAAUUUUACAUAAUGAGUAUUGA